CGCGGAGAUGUGAAGCGAAGCCCGGGCCAGGGUCGCGGGAACGAGCUCCCGGCGGAAGUGCCGCUGCCAAAGCCACCCGGGCCGCCCAUCCUCUCCUGGCGGAGCCCUCAGGCGCUGAAAACUACAACUCCCGGCAUGCCCUGAGCCCGACGGCCGCAGACCUGAGGCGGGGUCGGGCGCGUCAGCCGGCAGGCCGGCUGUCCACGGCGGCGCCGGGGACUGGGGCCGCCGCCGCCGCCGCCGCUGCGCGCGGUGUGAGGACGCGUGCCAUGGAGGAGACAACGCCCCCACUGCAAGCCGGCAGCAAGCCGCACCUUGAGAAGUUGACCCUAGGCGUCACUCGCAUCCUGGAAUCUUCCCCAGGUGUGACCGAGGUGAGCAUAAUAGAAAAGCUGCCUGCUGAGCGUCAUAUGAUUUCUUCAUGGGAACAGAAAAACAAUUGUGUGAUGCCUGAGGAUGUGAGAAACUUCUACUUGAUGACCAAUGGUUUUCACAUGACCUGGAGUGUGAAGCUAGAUGAGCACAUUAUUCCACUGGGAAGCAUGGUGAUUAACGGCAUUUCAAAACUGACUCAGCUCAUCCAGUCUUCUGUGUACUCACUUCCUAAUGCACCAACUCUGGCAGACCUAGAGGACGAUACUCAAGAAGGAAAUGAAGACCACCAGCUAGAGAAGCCUCACUUUGACUGUCGCAGUGCAAUAUUUGAGCUGGAUUCAUGCAAUGGGAAUGGGAAAGUUUGCCUCGUCUACAAAAAUGGGAAACCUGGGUUAGCUCAUGACACUGAGAUAUGGUUCCUGGACAGAGCAUUAUACUGGCACUUUCUCACGGAUACCUUUACCGCCUAUUACCGCCUGCUCAUCACCCACCUGGGCCUGCCCCAGUGGCAGUAUGCCUUUACCAGCUAUGGCAUUAGCCCACAGGCCAAGCAAUGGUUCAGUAUGUACAAACCCAUCACCUACAACACAAGCCUGCUCACAGAAGAGUCCGACAACUUUGUGAACAAGCUAGACCCCAGCAAAGUGUUCAAGAGCAAGAACAAGAUUUUAAUCCCAAAAAAGAAAGGGCCUGUACCACCUGCCAGUGGUCAGAAAGGGCCUGGGCCCUUACCUCCUCCUACCUCUAAGCCUACCACAGGCUCUGGAAAUCCUGUCCGAAAAUAAGCAUUCUAUCACCUCAGUAAUAUCCAGACACAGAUGGCCCUGUGGCAGCGGCAUUCUCCUGAGAGACCAAAGCCUUAGGCCUUUGUUUCCACUGUCAUUAGCUAGGGGCUGGGACGAUCACACUGAAUUCUCCUCAGGAGUUCCUUCCUCUGUAGGUUGUGACAACCUCAUCUCCAAAGCCAACGAAGACUUUCAGAUGUACCUGAGCUUUCUUAUGUCUGUACCCAAUCCUUAACUUCUUAGCAGUAAUUAGAGAGGUCACCCUCCCAAAUAAACCCAUGGUUUGACUCAUGAAGCAUCAGUAUCGACUAGUUAUGUGACCAUCUCAGUUAAUGAAAAUUGCACACCUUCAGUUGCAUUCACCACACUUCAGCUAUGCACCUGAUGGUAGAGUCCAUAUUGGACAGCACAGAAAGGGGAAGGUUUUUGUCACAGAAGUGUUUUGGACAACAUUGCAUGUGAACACGUUCAUACUGUCCUUCAGAUACAAUAACGUAAUGCCUUAGUUUCAUACGCUUUAUGUUUUGAGAAAACAUUUUCAAAGACAGUCUUGUGUUCUUUACAACCUAGACCAGGAAUGCUUAAAGGUGUGAUCCCUAGACUUAGAAUUGUGCACCAAAGUCACUGGUAUCAUGUGGGGAUAAGAUGAUUGGAUUCCAGUUCUGAUCUGCAAAAUAAGAAUUUCCAAGAAAAAUUCCAGGUGUCAGGGUUUUCUUUUUAAGACAAGGUCUCACUAUAUAGUUUAGGCUGACCUAUAGCUCACACACCCUAUAUAGCUUCCUGACACACACACACACACCCUGUCACUAACGUUUUAAUUACAGAUGUACAGUAUCAUGCGUAACAUUGGAUUUUUAGUCAAUUUAACAGUACUUCUGAGUUUGAAACUUUCAGCUUAAGAUCUCAGUGGUUUCAAACCACAAAGUUUCUUUGUAAUUGGGUAAAGCACGUAUAACUUUUUUGUUUUUUUUUUUUUGUUUUUUUUUUUUUGAAACAGGGUUUUUCUGUGUAGUCCUGGCUGUCCUGGAACUCAUGGAGUUGUGGCUGCUAAAUGACUUAGUGCAUAGAGUUAGUUAUCCUGUCCUUCCUUUGUAAUGUGACCCUACGGUUGCUAAUUAUGACCUUCCUGCUAGCAGCUGUGAUCUCUUAAGUCGUUCAUUUUUUGCUUGCAAGACACCAGUUGGGUUCUCACUUGUGCCUUUAUACCUGUCCUUUCCUUGUGAGGUUCAGCUCUAGUCUGCCUCUACUCAAAGCUCAGUGAAGCUCCAACUCCCCUAGGUGAGCAGUGAUUUUUUUGUGCUUCUCCAGAAAGCCAUCCUAAUCAAUUCUGCAUUAACCCAAAUAAAUGUGUCAUAUUUUAGGGCAAUAAAUUAGAAUGAAUGAGUAAAGUUGUGAAAAUGUUUAACUUUAAAAAUUGAGAAGACAAUAAUUGCCUUAUUUUAGAGUCUGGAUAUCUUUCACUCAUCUUACGGUCUGUGUCACAAAACCAUCAAAAUGAAAUAGGUUACACAUGAAGCCAUGAAUGCCACUGGUCUUUUCUGCACCCAGAAACUAUGUUGUACCCAGAUACUACCUAACUGGAUAUCCCACCAAUAACUGUCUUGAUAAGGCUCUAAAAGACCAAAAAGUAACUCGUGAGACAUGGUGGGAUGUGAAACUUCUUACCCUGUAUCUAGGAAAAGUUCUUCAACACCAUUGAUGCUGUUUCUUCAGAUGUAAAAUGAAAAUUUAUGGAAGGGCUAUAAAACUAUUAAAUAAUGCAAAUGGAGUACACAUGGAGAUGCUUUCAGUAAGCAACAGCUUUUAAAAUAGCAUUCAGAAAGUCCAUUUUCUCCCCAUGAAUUACCUAACCAACAGAACCAAUUGCUUUACCAGAUGAUUUUUUGACAAAAUUGAUUAUUUUAACACCUAUCUUUACUGUCUAUUUCAAAGCCAUUAGCUUUCUUAUAAAAUCGCAAAGACAUUUCAUUCCUGAAGCAAUUUGGUACUUUUGUGGUGUAGUUACCUCUCUGAUAAAAUGAUUUCUAAUCAAAACUAGAAAUAGCUAAAGAAUGGGGGAUAACUGAAAUUUAAUUGGAUGACAGCCUCCCACAGCUUCUGUUAGACCUCCUGAGGAGAAGGAUCAAGGCUCUCAUUUUCCCAACUGACCACCCAGCCCUGUCACAGAGCUACCUACAAACCUGGCCCUUAGUGCAUAGUUUGUUCUACUGUGUUUUCAGGACCUGAUGGCUUAAUACACAUAAGUUUACCCGUGUGUAUUUCUGCAGGCCAGAAGUUCAAUGUCAGUUUUAUAGAGCCAAAAUCUAGUUGUCACUGGGCCAGGACUUGGGAGGCUCCUAUAGAGUCUGUCCCUGCUUCCUCCUGCAGAUUGUUGUUUGGGUUCAUAUCACUUCAGUCCUGUUGCUUUCACUUCGUCUUCUCUUUCUCCAAAUCUCUUCUGACUGUCCUUUAUAAGGACACUUAUGAUUGGAUUUGAGGCAUGUCGGACACUACAGGAUGAUCUUCUCACACCUGCAAGGAAUCCUUACAAAGGAAUUGUACAUUUCAGAGAUUAGAACCGGAGGCCCCAGAGAUGUUGAGUCAAUGUAUUACAGUAGUGUUUGCUACUUCACCAUUUCAAGGGACUGUGGAUAUAAAUGAUUGUUUUGAAGGCCAUAACGGAUCUAUAAGCCACUUUAGAGCUGGGAAACUAAGCUGCCGUUUGUACCCCUGCUCAUCUUCUCUACAUUGUGUUCAACAAUGAACCUUGAAGAAAAUAAAACCCAGGUCUCCAGCCUUCCCCAGCCCCGUGCAUGCGCAUUCUCCUUCACCCCCAAUUCCUUUUGAGUAAGUUACUUGUUAAAAUAAAUCCUUAAGGUUCAAAACAAAA
Molecule: messenger RNA, 4029 nt
Organism: Mus musculus (house mouse)
Lineage: Eukaryota; Metazoa; Chordata; Mammalia; Rodentia; Muridae
Gene: Tpgs2
Product: tubulin polyglutamylase complex subunit 2
Exons: 7
Coding region: 270-1160 (296 amino acids)
Cellular component (GO): cytoskeleton; centriolar satellite
Source: RefSeq, marked validated